AUGAAGGGGAGAAAAGAUAAAUUUAUUCAAAAUCUUUUAGGAAUUCUUUGGCCACAUAAUUUAUCCAAAUCCAAACGAAUUUGCAGUCGAGUCCCGCGAAUGCUUUCUGGACUUCAUUUUUCGGUUUAUAUUCGUGCAUUUUUGGACAAUGAAUUUUCUAGUGCGGAGAAUGAUCAUCAAAAAUUAUUAACAAAUUGGAAUUUUGGAUUAUCAAAAGCGAAAUAUCAAUUUAUGUUAAUUUGUGACAGCAAUAAUUUGAAAAAUAAUUGUAUUCCAAAAAUGAACGAAAUGCUUGAAUGUUUUCAAUCAACUAGGGGAGGUAUAAUUGUUGGACCAAACGAUAUUUUUCCUUUAAAGAAUGGGCAAUUUGAAGAAAUUAAAAAUUUAGCUAAAAAGAGAUUAAGAGAAUUUAAAUAGUUUUUUAAUGUUGUUUUAAAAUUGUUUUUUAAAUUAUAAUUUAAAAAAUUGAAACGGGUUUUUAAAUAUGUAUUUUUUUAAUCUGCUAAAGUUAUUUUUAUGACUCGUUAUAAAGAUUUGAUUUGUCUUUAAUAAAAAGAGUUCUAGCCAGGUUUUCGGUACAUAUUUGACUUGUCCCUUUUUCGAAUCCGAGAAAAUUUUUGAGAACUCAACUGUGACUCCGCGUGACAUCCCUGAUUUGUGUCUUUAUUAAUUAGCCUUAAAAAUCUACAAAUUACGAAAACUAAUUUUUUCUCAUCCAAUAAGCCUUUCAAAGAGGGAGGUGUUCUGUAGUGGUGGCUAAUAUUUAAACCUUAUUAAAAUACUAUAAAAGCCACACUUAAUUGUCAGUCCGUGUCUUUUAAUUGUUAUCCCAACCUUAUUCUAUUCAACCUUAUUGUACAUAUUUUUUGUGUAAUAAACACAUUUUUGUUCUGCUACUUUAUUGUUGUGCAAGGAUACUCGUUACGAUAUUCUGAAUCGCCUAUCGCAGUUUCUUUUUAAACUAUUCCUGAGCUGGCUGUCCGCAGUGGGAUUGUAAACGAAAAGGAUGUUAAUCGUGCCCGUGAUGUUCUUUAACGUGUCCGUGAUGAGAUUGGUAAGACAUGAGCAAAAG
This is a messenger RNA of Meloidogyne enterolobii, 1072 nucleotides long. The record is from the annotation of a GenBank genome assembly. NCBI's taxonomy places the organism in Eukaryota, Metazoa, Nematoda, Chromadorea, Rhabditida, Meloidogynidae.